Molecule: messenger RNA, 1854 nt
Organism: Podarcis raffonei (Aeolian wall lizard)
Lineage: Eukaryota; Metazoa; Chordata; Lepidosauria; Squamata; Lacertidae
Product: zinc finger and SCAN domain-containing protein 31-like
Exons: 5
Coding region: 300-1853 (517 amino acids)
Biological process (GO): regulation of transcription by RNA polymerase II
Molecular function (GO): RNA polymerase II cis-regulatory region sequence-specific DNA binding; DNA-binding transcription factor activity, RNA polymerase II-specific
Source: RefSeq, a predicted model, not a curated record
UUUCCUAGACUGGCACCGAGGAGGAAGAAGAGGAGGAGGAGGAGGAAGCGGAGACGGGAAGGUCACUUCCUCCCCCUUUUUGGGAAAGUUGGGAGGGGUCUGGCUCACUAAGGAAGCCUCGGCUGCAGAGGGUGCUAGUUGCUGUGACGGAAGCAGAAGCCUUUUGUGGUCGGGAUCUCUGAGCACCGGUGCAGAGCGAUCCGGCAGACUCUCAUCUGUGAGACCAGAGCAACAAGAGAGAGGCAUCAGUUGAAUUGCCAGGAAACCCGUUGACCUUGUGAGACAGAGAAGGAGCAAGAAUGAAAGUGAAGCUGGAGCAAGGAAGUCCUUUGGAGUCGUACGGGGCUCCGCUUGAGCACGAAGAAAAGUUUAGUGUGCAAAGCCAAGCAGGCGACCAAUCUGGGAAGGGGGCAGGAAGAGACCCUCACGCCUUGGAGGCCAGGGGCAGCGGGGAAUUCUGGGUAGGAAGCGUGCAGGAGAUCCUGGCCGGGGACACAGUCCGCUCAAAGGGACCAUACCAGCGUUUCAAGCAUUUCUGCUACCAGGAGGCCGAGGGGCCCCGCGAGGUCUGCAGCCAGCUCCACGACCUUUGCCGCCAGUGGCUGAAGCCGGAAAGGCUCACCAAGGCCCAGAUGCUGGACCUGGUGAUCCUGGAGCAGUUCCUGGCUGUCCUCCCCCCGGAGAUGGAGAACUGGGUCAGGGAGUGCGGAGCGGAGACCAGCUCCCAGGCGGUGGCCCUGGCCGAAGGCUUCCUCCUGAGCCAGGCAGAGGGGAAGAAGCAGGAGGAAGAACAGGUUCCUGUGUCCUUUGAAGAGGUCCCUGUGCCUUUCACCAAGGAAGAAGAGGAAGAAUGGGCACUGCUGGACCCAGGCCAGAACGCCUUGCCCAGGGAAGUCUUGGUGGAAGACUUUGGGAAUCUAGCCUCGCUAGGUGGCGGAUGGCCCAGUAAGAACAACAACAACAACAGACCCUGUGAGAGAAGCAAGCUUCAAGAAAUGGAAGAGAACUUCAGAAAUCCCGAGGGACCGACAGAACAGGAGGAAAACCAGGUGGAGAAGUGGCUGGAUGAACCCGCCGCUUCCCAGGAUGAAAACUUUCGUGAAAUCGUGGUUCAGCCAGAAAAAACAAGAGGAACAAGAAGGAAUGCCUGCCCGGCGCUUGUGAAAAACGCCAGUCACAAAUCAGACGUUAACGGCCACUGGAAAGUUCACACGGAAGAGAAGCCGUACAAAUGCAUGGAGUGUGGAAAGAACUUCAGCCAGAGCACUCUCCUUAGGUUGCAUCAGAGAAUCCACACGGGAGACAAGCCCUACAGCUGCUCCGAGUGCGGCAAGAGAUUUUACGACAGAUCUCACCUCAACAGCCACAAAAGAACCCACACCGGGGAGAAGCCGUAUAAGUGCUUGGAGUGCGGGAAGAACUUCAGCCACAAGGUGAACCUCACCUCCCACCAGAGGAUCCACACAGGAGAGAAACCUUACAACUGCUCGGACUGUGGGAAGAGCUUUUGCGACAAGCAGAACCUUAUCAGACACCAAAGAAUCCACACGGGAGAGAAGCCGUACAAAUGUAUGGAGUGUGGGCAGAACUUCAGGCAGAGGGCAACCCUCACCUCUCACCAGAGAGUCCACACCGGGGAGAGACCCUACCAGUGCUUGGAUUGCGGAAAGUGCUUUUUCAGAAAAGCGGAACUGAACCGACACCAGAGGAUUCACAGGGGAGAAGAAAGGCCCGUCAUCUCUUGGAGCGUCGAAAUGGCAUCAGACGGGGUGUCGAUUUUAUGUCCCAUCAGAGAACUGGCACAGGAAAACCAGCCGAUAACUCCCGUGAUUAAACAAGAACAGUAUUGCUAAA